AUGGUACUUUGGUCGAAAGAGCAAGACAAACCGUCGGACACUGACAUGUCAUCCGGGGCGAUAGAGAUGAAGAAGGAGGUGGUGCCACCAGCAUACCUCCACUCCAACGGCUCCGUUCACCCAGCCAUCCUCACCGAGGACCCCGAAGAGAUGAGACCUGAGGAGAGGGGCGAGUACGAGCUCACGGAGGUGACAUCCGUCGCGGACAGGUCUGGUGAACCAGGAGAUGAGGAGCGGGAGAUAGUGGUGAUAGACUGUAGGGCGAAUGCCAAGGGCCAGCGCGAGGAGGACGCUCUCCUGGAGAACGCCAGCCAGAGCAAUGAGAGUGACGACAUAAGCACUGACCAGAGCCCAGAGCCACCGGCGCCAUUGAAGGAGACCUCCUUCUCUAUUGGCCUCCAGGUGGUCUUACCGUUCCUGCUGGCCGGGUUCGGGACGGUGGCGGCGGGUAUGGUGCUAGACAUCGUUCAGCACUGGACGGUGUUUACGGAGGUGACAGAGGUCUUCAUCCUGGUCCCGGCGCUGCUGGGGUUAAAGGGCAACCUGGAGAUGACAUUGGCCUCCAGACUGUCAACAGCAGCUAAUGUUGGUCAGAUGGACUCAGCCAAGGACAUGUGGAAGAUGAUCGUUGGAAACCUCGCCCUCAUCCAGGUCCAGGCCACAGUAGUAGGGUUCCUGGCAUCCAUCGCAGCAGUGAUCUUUGGCUGGAUCCCAGAGGGGAACUUUAGACUGGGACAUGCUAUCUUGCUGUGUGCCUCCAGUGUGGCUACCGCAUUCAUCGCCUCUCUGAUACUAGGGAUCAUUAUGAUCGGUGUGAUCAUUGCAGCCAGGAAGGUUGGCAUCAACCCUGACAACGUGGCCACGCCCAUCGCUGCCAGUCUGGGAGACCUGAUCACACUCUCUCUGCUGGCUGGCAUCAGCACAGGAUUGUACAAGGAGCUAGAGUUUAAUGACUAUGCCAACCCGUUGGUGUGUGCUGUGUUUGUGGCAAUGACCCCUCUGUGGGUGCUGAUCGCUCGGAGGAUCCCGUCCACCAGGGAGGUGCUCUACUCAGGCUGGGAACCUGUCAUCAUCGCCAUGGCAAUCAGCAGUGUUGGGGGUCUGAUCCUAGAUAAGACUGUGUCCAACCCCAACUUUGCUGGUAUGGCUGUCUUCACUCCUGUUAUCAAUGGUGUGGGAGGUAACCUGGUUGCAGUGCAGGCCAGUAGAAUCUCCACCUAUCUGCACAUGAACGGUAUCCCAAUGGGAGAACCUGACCCCAACCCCAGGAAAUGCCCCACUCCCUGCACCUCCUUCUUCGGCUCCAAUGUGAACUCUCGUUCAGCGCGGGUGCUCUUCCUCCUGGUUGCUCCAGGUCACCUGGUCUUCCUCUACACUAUCAACUCCAUGCAGGGAGGACACACCACUCUAACAUCCACAUUCAUUGCCUUUUAUAUGGCAGCUGCUCUACUGCAGGUGUUGAUCCUGUUGUACCUGGCUGACUGGAUGGUCCACUGGAUGUGGAGUAGGGGGAUGAACCCUGAUAACUUCUCUAUUCCUUACCUGACGGCCCUGGGAGAUCUGCUGGGGACCGGCUUCCUGGCCCUCUGCUUCCAUGUCCUCUGGCUCAUUGGAGACAGAGACACCGACGUGGGAGACUGAACACACACACACCUGGACAGCAUACAUACACGGCAUCAACGCCAGAACACCGGAAACAACCUGAACAACGGAACUGUACAGUAUCUCCCUCUAGACAUCUGAACCACAGAACAGCUGAAUGACUUUCAGACCCAGACCUAACCCCUGACCCUUUGACCCCCUCCCCUCACUGGGUCUCAGACUACUCCACUCUUUCUUUAUUUGACUAAAUAAGAGUUCUACUACUAUUGUUUUUUAUUAUUAUUACUACAAUGAUUAUGAUUAUUAUUGGUAAUAGUGAAUUUGAUAUGAAUCUAUAUCUGUUUUAUCAUUGGGCAGAUUAAUCCUCAUUAUUUUCAAUGGGGACAUUCUCCCUUGGGCCAGUCACGUUGGCCGCAUUUGUAAAGAUGAGAUAUAUUUUUAGGGCUUGAAAUGAAGACAGACAGCAAAAAAACUCACACAAGCCUAGAAUGCUUUAUCACCAAGUGCUAUAUAUAUAUAAAGAGAUGAAUUAAUGAUGAGAUAUGGGGCCGAUUCCGACCCGAGUUAAGCGCUAGUAAAUGGAAGUUAAUUUCCUUUUUUAUGCACUUUUCUCUGUAUGCGUAUUCUGACCUUGAAUUUAAGCAUGAGAAUAGCAUGAUAUUCACCCGCUAUUCAUUCAGGGUGGAGAUCUAAGAAAUGAAGGUGUGGUGGAGGUGUCUACACCGUAUUCUGACCUUGACUUAAUUCCCUCAUUAUUUCACCACCUUUACGCGCGAGGAAACCAGCAGUAAGGUUGAGCGAACCCGCCGGUUCCAAGUGGAAAAAGCGUCUACUUUCUUUUUUCCAAUAGAAAUAACAGCUUUCUCCAUGCACUAUAAUUUAUACAUUGAUACGAGUUGUUGAUAAGAGCUAGAUAAAUGAGUAAUCCAUUUGGAGAAGGGGAAUGUAAAUACACACAGCAAUUGUUUUAGAGGAUUUUUCCUUAUGAUCCGUGGAGACGAAUAUGAAACCAGUCGUAUGGAAGAAAACUGAAAAUCAUAUCAACAUGACAUGUAUUGUGGCCCCUUUUCCACUGUGAAGUAGGCUAUAAAUAGAUGUGCAGUUAUUCCACAGUUUUAUUGUGUGUCUGUAAUGGUCUGGGUGUAGUUGUUGCAGAGGAGUCAGGCGCAGGACAGCAGUAACUUUACUCAAAUAUUCCAAUAACAUG
This is a messenger RNA of Salvelinus namaycush (lake trout), 2809 nucleotides long. RefSeq names its product solute carrier family 41 member 1-like. Gene Ontology annotation, cellular component: plasma membrane. The coding region runs from base 1 to 1641 and encodes 546 amino acids. Lineage: Eukaryota; Metazoa; Chordata; Actinopteri; Salmoniformes; Salmonidae. The transcript has 10 exons. Gene Ontology annotation, molecular function: monoatomic cation transmembrane transporter activity. The record is from RefSeq and is a predicted model, not a curated record. Gene Ontology annotation, biological process: monoatomic cation transport.